Lingula anatina is the source of this 1458-nucleotide messenger RNA. Its product is annotated as ubiquitin-associated domain-containing protein 1. Gene Ontology annotation, molecular function: protein binding. Gene Ontology annotation, cellular component: ubiquitin ligase complex. The record is from RefSeq and is a predicted model, not a curated record. NCBI's taxonomy places the organism in Eukaryota, Metazoa, Brachiopoda, Lingulata, Lingulida, Lingulidae.
AUGGAGGGGGUGGACUGGUUAAUGGACGUCCCGCCGGAUAGCACAAUAGACAGGAUAAAGAAGGCAGACCAGAGACACAGAGCUCCAACAAAAGAAGAGAUCUGCGCGGCCACGGUAGCUGUCCCCAUCAAGAACGCGGAGGCCGCGGCACCAGAGGAGGAGGAAGUGGUGGAUUUUCAUUCAGAAAUGCGCAAGAUAUUGAUUUCAUUGAUAGAAGCUGGACAACGUCUUCUCUGCCUGAAUCCAAAAGCUGCCAAAAUCUUCAGGGAAGCACAAGAUUUAAUGGACCAGCAGACUGACCCUGUAGUUCACGUAGAGCCAGAAACACUGAAGCAGCUGACAGAAAUGGGGUUCCCAGAGAACAGAGCUACCAAAGCACUGAUACUGAACAAUAUGUCCCCAGUCCAAGCCAUGGAAUGGUUACUAGAACAUGAUAGUGAUGUAGACAUUGACGAGCCAUUGCCAGAAAUGAAAGCUGCUCAGAAAAAGGUCCAGAAGGAUACAGAAGCCACCAGCAAAGAGAAAACAGACUUCAUGAAGCCUGCCAAGGUCUCAGAGAUUCUAGACACAUUCAAAGCUUACAAGAGAAGAGAGUUCAAGGCAAAUCCAAGGGCAUUGAGAAAUCUCAUGGAGAUGGGUUUUCCUGAGACAGAAGUUGUGGAUGCUCUGCGAGUGUGUCAGAAUAAUCAGGAUGCAGCAUGUGAGUGGUUGCUAGGAGACAGACGGCCACAGGCAGAAGAUUUAGAAGUUGGUUUGAACCCCGAAAGUUCUGUGUACAAGGCUAUCAUGGCUAACCCUGUGGUACAACUGGGGUUAAAUAACCCAAGAAGUAUAUUAGCAUUUCUCAACAUGUUAGAAAAUCCUGCCAGCACCAAUCAUUGGCUAAAUGACGCUGACACGGGACCUAUGUUAAUCCAGAUAACACGAAUAUACCACGCAGAGAAACACUCUGGGAACGGCGCACAGGCACCUGCUGCUGGUGGUCCUGGUAGCUGACUAUAUGUAUAAACUAUGGGUGACUGUGUUGACUCAUUUUAUUUGAAAAAAAAAAACAGAUAUUGACUUGUGUUUAACACAAAUGUUCUUUUCUUAUAGUCUGGUUAUACUGUUUUAUUAAAGCUAGACUUUCAAAUGGACAGAAUUGUUAUAAGAAGAUUUAGUGGAUAUUAGAUUUCAUUACUUCAUGCAGAAGUUAUUUCAAGGAUUCAGCUGGCUGAUUCCAAAGCAGACCUAACGUGCUUACUUGAUAAAUACAUUGUUAUCAACUAAAAAUAUUCACAAGAUGUUUUACUUUAUCCUGAAUGUUCUAUGUUGCCAUGCCCAUUUGGUCUUAAACUAGUUGCCCUAUUCAAAAAUUGUCUGAACCCCACUGGAAUCAUCUAAGAUGUCCUUAAGUCUCGUGAGAUUUUGUGAGAUUUGGAGGAGAAUCGGUUCAGAAAAAAUGGCAGAAUAGCAAGU